Messenger RNA from Clarias gariepinus (North African catfish), 845 nucleotides. It is a transcript of the gene stmnd1, whose product is annotated as stathmin domain containing 1. Gene Ontology annotation, biological process: microtubule depolymerization; neuron projection development; regulation of microtubule polymerization or depolymerization. NCBI's taxonomy places the organism in Eukaryota, Metazoa, Chordata, Actinopteri, Siluriformes, Clariidae. Gene Ontology annotation, cellular component: neuron projection; cytoplasm. Gene Ontology annotation, molecular function: tubulin binding. The transcript is spliced from 5 exons. The coding region runs from base 1 to 672 and encodes 223 amino acids. The record is from RefSeq and is a predicted model, not a curated record.
AUGGGCUGUGGGACAUCAAAAAUGACCGUGGUGGAACCUACAAAACCGGGCAACCUUAACACUACAGCUGAGACUGAUCCUAUGUGCGGAAGUCCUCGCGGGGACUCCGCCAUCUCCAAAAACACAACAGACAGUGGAGUUGGUUUGGACGCAGGAGAGACGGUGGCUCCAUCCAGAACAGUUCCUAGGACCCUCCCACCACUGCGAGCUCAGAGUCCAAGGCUGACUCAGGAGAACCAGAGACCGGAGUCUCGUGUGAUCCUGGAGCAGCUGCUGAGCCAAGGCAUCAUCCCGGCUCAAAGCAGAGUGGCAGCCAGCGGCGAAGCGUACAACAUCAUGCUGGCUGACUCAGAGAGGCCGGUGAGGAGGCCGCCACCCCGCCUGGAGUCACUAAAGAUCCAGAAAGAACAGGAGGUCACCAGAAAGGAAGACAUCGAUGAGAAGAUGAGACAAGUAGAGGAGAGGAGAAAGGUACGGGAGGAAGAGCUGCGAAACAGGCUGAGGGUUAAAUCUGCGCGGCCUCGUCCAGCAGCUUUUGUUGAAGUCAGGGAGGUGAGUGCCACAGAGGUUGAUUCGCCCAUAUCUUCUCACAUCCCAACCGUAGCCAAAGAUCCUGACAUGAACAGCAACGGAGAAGAAGCAACUGACCUGCUCUCCUGUCAAGGCGAAUGACUCGAGCUUUCAACAGGGUCUGCUCGGGUCUCUAUCCGGACCUCUACCCUAACGCUGCUUAAGCACAACUCAUUCCUAUCCAGAGUCUAUUUAGCAUGAUAGAGGCACAGAAAUAUAAAUAUGAGUUCUGCACUUGCACUUUAUAAUAAUCUAGUUAACAAAGGGUCAAGGGU